UGUCUCUCUCUGCAGCGGGAUGGAGACGCGGAGACGCGUGACGUCGCUGGGGUGAUGAUGAUCCGCUCCCUCAGAGCAGGAGUGAGUUUGGAGCGGGCACUGUGAAAUGCCUAACCAUCAUGUUGCCUGGAUAAUCACAAGAGGACGUCGGGAUAUCGAGACUUCAGUAAGCGACUGUAGCCGCGCGGUUCGAGAUCGACGGCGCCUGAUGCGCGCGUGGACGACGACGACGGCGUCGAGGGUGCGAGUGGAUCAUUCGGCUCUGACCAAUCAUGGGCGUCCUUCAGCUGCACAACCCCACCCACCCCAGCGCCCUGCUGCAGCGCGCCAACCAGAUGCGGCUGUCGGGCACGCUGUGCGACGUCAUCAUCACGGUGGACGGCCAGGAGUUCCCGGCGCACCGCACCGUGCUGGCGUGCACCAGCAAGAUGUUUGAGAUCCUGUUCCACCGCAGCAGCCUGCGCUACGCCCUCGACUUCCUGUCGCCCAAGACCUUCCAGCAGAUCCUGGAGUACGCCUACACAGCCUCCAUGCAGGCCAGCGCCGAGGACCUGGACGACCUGCUGUACGCCGCCGAGAUCCUGGAGAUAGAGUACCUGGAGGAGCAGUGCCUGAAGGUGCUGGAGACCAUCCAGGCCGAGGACAGCCAGGAGGAGUCGGCGGGGGGCGGCGGAGGAGGCGGAGGAGUCGACCAGGGCAGCCGAGCGAGGCACUGGAGGCACGUGCUGAUGUCCAAGAAGCAUUCCAUACAGGAGGGCGGGCGGGGCGGGGGCACCACCCCCACCGCGCUGCACCACCUGGCCCUCUACCACAUGGCCGAGAGGGGCAUGGCCGAGACGGACCCCCAGCACGAGGGCCCCGGCGCCGACCCCGCGGGGAAGGAGAUCCGCAUGGAGACGCUGAGCCCCCGAGGGCCCAGCCCCACCUCCAUCCAGAACCCCUUCAUGGACCCCGGAGCCCGGACCAUCAAGUCGGAGAGCAUGCAGGUGGACCACCCCGGCGGGACGGACCACCCCCCCAGGGACGAGGGCCCCGGGACCCCCCUGAGGGGCAGCGUGAUCACCAGCGCCCGGGAGCUGCACACGGGGCAGGACGAGGCAGGGCACUCCCCGGACGGGUACCCGGGGGCGGCCGAGCGGCACCUGGCCUCGCUGUACUCCGGCCUGGCCGGCGGGCACGAGGCGGGGCCGGGGCCCGUGUCCGUGGCGGUGGCCCCGGGGCUGGGCAUGCAGAUGGACCCCCGGGCCUACGGCGGGCUCCUGCACCAGGGCCUGCUGCACCGCGAGCUGCUGAGCCGGCUGGGCCAGUUCGCGGCGGGGAUGACGCGCGAGGGGCCGGCCCAGGGACAGCUGUGCUGCGGCGAGUGCGGGCUGCAGCUGCACAGCCGACAGGCGCUGGAGCAACACAGGCGGCUCCACAGCAGUGAUAAGGGCCACGGCUGUGAGUUCUGUGGCAAGCACUUCCAGGACAGCGUGCGGCUAAGGAUGCACAUGCUGUCUCACACAGCCCCCGCCGAGGCGCUGGUGUGUGAUCAGUGCGGAGCCACCUUCUCCUCCGAGGAGGCCCUUGAAGCCCACCGGCAGACACACACAGGGACCGACAUGGCGGUGUUCUGUCUGCUGUGCGCCAAACGCUUCCAGACCCAGAAGGCCCUGCAGCAGCACAUGGAGGUCCACGCGGGCAUGCACAGCUACAUCUGCAGCCACUGCGAGCGCUCCUUCCCCAGCCACACCACCCUGAAGCGCCACCUUCGCUCCCACGCGGCCGGAGACCACCCGUUCGAGUGUGAGUUUUGCGGGAGCUGCUUCCGGGACGACGGAACGCUGCGGGGCCACAAGCGCAUCCACACGGGGGAGAAGCCCUACGAGUGCAACAGCUGCGGGAAACGCUUCAGCCUGAAGCACCAGCUGGAGACACACUACCGCGUGCACACAGGCGAGAAGCCGUUCGAGUGCAAGCUGUGUCACCAGCGUUCCCGGGACUACUCGGCCAUGAUCAAGCACCUGCGCACGCACAACGGCGCUUCGCCCUACCAAUGCACCAUCUGCCAGGACUUCUGCCCCAGCCUGGCCGGCAUGCAGAAGCACAUGAAGGGGCACAAGCCGGAGGAUGUGCCCCCCGACUGGAGGAUAGAAAAGACUUACCUUUAUAUCUGCUAUGUCUGAGCGGGACUCAGACCUCACCUAGCACACUCACUCAGUCCCACACAUGCAGGUGUGUCUCACUCUCUCUCUCACACUCUCUAUCUCUUUAUCUCUCUCACUCUUCCUCUCCCACCCCCUGUCUCUCUCUCUCAAUUGUUCUCUAUCUCUCCCCCUCUCUCUCCCUAUCACUCUCUUUCUCCUGAACUCUCUCUUUCUGUCUCUCUCUCAGUCGUUCUCCAUCUCGCUCUUUCUCUAUUGCCCUCUGUCUCUUGAUCUCCCUCUCUAUCUCUCUAUCGCUCUCGCUCUCUCUCUAUCGCCCUCUAUCUUUUGAUCUCUCUCUUGCCCUUUUUUUCUUUCUCGAGCACUCUCUCUCUUUAUCCCUCCAUCAUCUCCUAUCUUGUUUUUUAUCCUUCCAUCAACUCCUGUCUUAUUUUUUAUCUCUGUGUCUUUGCCUCUCGCUUUCUUCCUCUCUUCUCUAUCUCACACAUGCGGCAACAAUGUAUGGGUAUAAAAAAAAC
Gadus chalcogrammus (walleye pollock) is the source of this 2662-nucleotide messenger RNA. It is a transcript of the gene zbtb16b, whose product is annotated as zinc finger and BTB domain containing 16b. The record is from RefSeq and is a predicted model, not a curated record. Bases 273 to 2165 code for a protein of 630 amino acids. Lineage: Eukaryota; Metazoa; Chordata; Actinopteri; Gadiformes; Gadidae. Gene Ontology annotation, molecular function: protein binding. Gene Ontology annotation, biological process: regulation of cytokine production; negative regulation of transcription by RNA polymerase II; regulation of immune system process. The transcript has 8 exons.